UAUCACUUUAUGUCUCACAGUCCAGUCCAAUCCCUGUCUGAAGAGUUGGUCUCGGAAAUUGUUUUGAGAAAUGUAUUUCUUUUAGUAUCCAUUAGGAUUAUAGUGAUUGUCAAAUUGACAGAUUUAGAAAUCAUUUCUAGUUUAGCAUCAAUUUUGACUAGUGGCAUGUAGAGUAUUUGACAUACUUUAAUAAUUACUUAAUAAUUUAAUAAAAUAUUUAAUAUUUUUUAAUUAUUAUAUCAAUCUGAGGAAGCCUAGUAGAUAUAAUCCCUAUUUGCUUUAUAUAAAUUAGAGGUUUUUCUUUUAAGCCUGAAAUGUUUGAAUAUGCUGGACUUAACUUUAAAAAUAUGUCUAGAAAACUUUUUCUGACUUCUCAAGAUAUUCACAUGAUUUUUAGUGUGCACUUCCAGUGUAUGAGUAAGUACAAGAAAAUGCCCAGCCAGUUAGGUCAUAUGAUGGGCUGAACAAUCUCUGUUUGUUUAGAAAUCAACAGAACUUUCAGAAUGAUAGUGGCAGUUUUCUUUAACAUAUCUUCACGUAAUAAAUAGCUUUUCCCUCUUAGUUUGGAUUGAUUUGUUUAUGUUACAUGUGAAAAUAGAUUGUGAAAGGUCGGUAUUAUCUACAGCAACAAGUUAAAAUUAAAAUUUUAUAAUUGUUCUCUAGAUUAAUUUUGGCUAUUCUUUGAAGAAGAAUUGUUGUUAGUUGCCAUCAAAUUGGCUCCAACUUACGGCGACCUUAUGUAUAACAGAAUGAAAUUUUUCUCGAUCUUAAGAAUAAGAGUCUAUUGAUUGAUUGGUUAUUAUUUACCAGGUCCAGUUUAAGUGCUUUAUAAACAUCUUUUAUUUAAUCAACACAGCAGGUGUAGGUACUGUUGAUUUUCCCAUUUUGCAAAUGAGAAAUCUAAUUCAAGUUUAGGAUUCUUUAAGGAAAGGAACCUGAGUGGCACAAGCAGUUUGCGGUUGGCUUGUAACCUAACGGUUGACAGUUUGAACCCACCCAGUGGCGCUGCAGGAGAAAGGCCUGGAGAUCUGCUUCUGUAAAGAUUACAGCCAAGAAAACCCUAUGGAGCAGUUCUUCUCUGCACACACAGGGUUGUCAUGAGUUGGGGGCUGACUUAGCAGCCAACAACAAUGAUAUAAGGAAACAUUAUAAUCCCUAUUUUACAGAUGAAUCUGUCAAGCUUCAAAUCCUGCAUGUACUUUUUCUACUGUAUCACAUUGCCUUUUUUGUCUAGCAGUGGUUCUCAUCCCAGGUGGUAUUACUCUUGUUAGGUGUGAUUUUUGUUGUCACACUGACUGAGGGUUACUGUUGACAUUGAGUAGGCAGAGACCCAGAUGCAACAUGCUGGAUAGUCUUACACUACAAAGACUUCUUCGGCCCUGAACACCUAGUAGUAUCCCUAUUUAGAAACAUACUGCUAGUGUCUUUCUCCUUUCUUGUCCCACUUCAUAGGUGAUUAGAGAUUAAUUGUGCAAACACGUUUAUUAGUUGUGCUUUAUUUAUUAUUGUUUUACCAUUUUUCUUUUAUAUUUGGAGUACACUUAGGAAGUGUCCUAUUCUUUCAGGCCUUUGAGGGGGAUGAAAAAGAGGCGGUAUUCUCAUUUUGAAAAAGCGAUCUAAAUGUUAUUGAUUGAUUUAGUAAUAGAAACAGGAGUUAAAAUUUAAACAUACUAUCUUUUUAAUGAUAUUACUUUGCUUAAGUAUCUUAACAGCUUUUUAUCACACUUAGACCUAGUUUUUAUGAUAUUAAAGUACUUUUCAAAUGAAAUGUAGAAAUGGGACAUAUUUGAAACAAGAGACUUUAAAAAAGUUUUAUAAAGCAUAAAAUGUCAUACAUAAAUAUUGACUCUUAUGCAACAAUAUUAUUAAAUGUUCUUGCUUUCUCUUUAUAUUCUCAUUCAUGGAAAGGCCUGUUCAGAUAAUCUCACUACCUGACUGGAACCUAAUGCUGAGCUAUCUGUAUCAUAACUGUACAAAAGCAAAGCUAGAAGUAGACACUGUUGGCAUCGAGUUAGCUCCAACUCAUUGCGACCCCAUGUGUGCAGAGUAGAAAUGCUCCAUAGCGUUCUCUUGGCUGUAAUCUUUACAGAAACAGAUCAACAGGCCUUUCUGCUGUGGCAUUGCUGGGUAGGUUUGAACCAUCAAUCUUUAGGUUAGCAGCCAAGCACAAACCACUUGCACCAUCCAUGGACCUCCUAUAAGUAGACAGAAAUCUGUAAAUAAUGCAGUGAUGUUUUCUGAAAUUUACUGAAGACCAUUCAAAGAAAUUUGAAAUUUUAUUAUUCUUUGGAGGAGGAAUUACAGGAAUGCUAAAUUACUAGUUUUAGUUUUCCUUGAUCCUCUGACUGUAGAAUUUAGCUGUAUCAUAGGCAUGUUUAACUUACUGAUUUUAAAUAUAUAUAUGUUUUGGCCUCUCAAGAUUUUUUUUCCCUAAAAAAACUAAAUGGCAGUCCAUUUAGUGAGCUUAUGUGUGCUGUUUUCACAGUUAACAGUUUUUACUUCUUUUAUGUUAUGAAUAUCUAAUUACACUGAGUGUAAUUUUUCAUAGAGUAUGUAUAUUUUAUACAUAGCCGUAUAUGCAAGCCAACUUCUUCAGCUAAUGCUCAAAGAGGCAGUUUUGCUUUAAUAAUUGAAGAAAAGUCAGCUGUAUUGAACAUAUUUGAGAGGUGACUUAAUAUGUUCUCCAACAAAUAACUCGGGAAUCAAGGAAAAUUGAUUAACUGAAGUUUUUGCCUUACACCCUGACUUUGAAAACUAACCGCAGGAAAUGCUGCUAUUCCAUGUCUUUUUGCAAUAGUGUGGUUUAUGCUGUGGUCAUAUAUCAAAUAAUAAGUUAAAAAAAAGUUAUUUUUGGGUCGGAAAACAGGGAAAGGUAAGAGAUAAUUCUUCUUUCCUUGUCCUUGACCCUAUCCUUGGCCCCUAUCUUUUUCUUUUCCCAUCUCAAGAUAAGGAAACCAGAGGGUAUGCCUUACAGAAGGUUUAAAAUUACUGAAAUGAGGUCUUGAAGCUUUUUGAGAGAAAGAAGACUUGAAUACCCUUAGUAUUAGGGGAUCUGCUUUCAUUAAGAUUGUUGUUGUGGUUAGGUGCCAUCAAGUUGAUUUUCGACUCACAGCAACCCCAUAUGACAGGGUUUUCUUGGCUGUAAUCUUUAUGGAAGCAGAUCUCCAGGUUUGCAAUUGAAUGCUUAACUAAUGUACCUCCAGGGCUCCUUUCUGUUAAAUUACAGUCAAGAAAAUCCUAUGGAGCAUCCUACUCUGUAACACAUGGAGUCGCCAUGAUUUGGAAUUGGCUCAAUGGCAGCUAACCAGAAUGACAGUAUUAGGUGAUGAAACCAUUGGUACGGUCUUUUAAUUGCACAUGCAGGUUUUAUUUUAGUGUAUAUUUAAAAAAAUACUUGCUGCUUACUGCCAUCAGCCUCUUUCCUCACAUCCUCUGCUCCACCCAUCACUACUUAUUGUGCAUUUUCCCCUUAUUACGGUCUUAUUAUACUUCUAAGAAAUAAAUUUUAUGAAAGCAUGUACAUUUUCCAGUUAGAAAACAAACUGAGAGGAAGAUAUGUAGAAGUCGAUAAUAAGCUUUAUAAUCAAAAUUACUCAGUUAUUCUUGAUACUAAUUAUUGUCCAACAGUGAGAAGUAGAGUUUUUCAUAUUUAGCUCAGUGACUUACUGAGCAUCUGCCACGUUGAAGGCACUGUUCUAGGCACUAUUCAGAAUGAAAAUGUUUUAACAUAAUCACCAGAGAGCAACAGUAGUUGCUAAAUAAUUCUUAUUUUCUUCCUCUCAAAUUUCAGGGGUCAUGGCUAGGGAAUGGGGAGCCAAAGAUGAGCAAUGUAGGCCUGAACCCUGCUUUCAGGAGCCUUCAAGACAGGGAGAUAAAUAGUUAAAACCGAAAAAAAAAACAAAAAACGACACACACACAACUGAGCAGAGGUGAUAAGUGCAGAAGCUUUAUUGUGUAAUAAGAGCACAGACUCAGGGACCAAACUGUCUGCAUCUGCCACAAAGUAGAGCUCCGUAAGUGUUAAACUGUUAUUUUACACUUACUAUCUGACAAAUUUAGUUAGGUAUUUAAGUCUGCAGCUGGAAUAGCAAACAUUCUGGGCUCAGCUUGAUGUAGGGGAGCAUUGAGGGACAGUUAUGAUUGUGUCAAAAAAAGCUGCUCAGUUUAAGCAGUGUUUAAGCUGUGAUUUGUAAGAUGAGUGAGCUUUUACUGUAUAAAGCAGGGUGGGAGAGAACUAGAGAGAGCAGCAUGCUGAAAGGGUUGGAGGCCAGAGAACAAAGAGCUUUUGAGGAAAGUGAUCUGUGAUGACACUUGGGAAGGACUUUGUAAGCUUGACUUUUUCUCUAAUUUGGGUUUAUAAACUUGAAGCUGAUUUUUGUAGUACAUAAUAUAGUUAAAUUUUAUUUUUAAAUAAAGGUGAAAAGAAAACCCAAACAAUUCUAAACAAUACAAUUUAGUACUCUUCAAAGCUAACAAUUGUCAGCACACUUUGUUAGAGGCUAUUCUAGUUAUCUGUUGCUGCAUAGCAAACUGUUCUAAAAUUUAGCGACUUCAAUGGUAAGUUAUUAUUAUACAGUUUAUGAGUUAAUAACUGGGCAGUUCUUACAUGGGGUCUCUCAUGAAGUGGCAGUCAGAUAGUGGCUGGGGCUGGAGUCAUUUGAAAACCUGUCUGGAAUGGAUGCUGAACAUGGCUGGCAUUGGAUGCUGGCGGUCAGCUGAGGUCUCAGCUGGGGACAGUUGAUUGAAACACUUUCACGUGGCCCCUGCCUUUAGGUUUAGUUUCUCAUAGAAUGAUGGCUGGGUUCCUAGAGUGUGCAUUCUAAGAGUAAGUGCCCCAAGAAACCCAUGUGGGUUCUUCAUGGCUUUAUAUGAACUAGUCUUAAAAGUCUGGAGUAUCAUUUCUGCUAUCUUCUGUUAGUCAGGCGAGUUACUGAGGUCAGCCCAGAUUCAAGGGGAGGCUUAUUAGACUCAAUGGGGAAGUAGCAGGGUCACAUGGAAGAGUGUGUAGGAGGGGAAUUAUUGUUGUGGUAUCUCUCUGUGGGUGCCUUCUCUGACACCAGCUAACUCUAAAUCCAGAUAUCCUGUCUGAAAUUAACUGUGCAAAUGCUGUACUUCUUCCUCAGACCCUAACUGCCAGAGCUAGUUCAGAUCUCACAAAUUAAAAGGCACAGUCCUCUUGACUGCCAAGUCUGCCCAAGACUUCAAAUGCUGGCUGCAAGUCUCCAUGAUACCCUCACUUCUUACCUGUAGGCUACAAAUUUGGAGGUUCCUUCUACCCCAUCAGGAUGCCAGCCAUAAGCUUUGAGUCCCCAGGCUCUCCAUACUUCUGACCUGCUAGCUACAAAUUCAGGGAUUCUCAUUACUCCCUCUGGUUCAGUAAUUUGCUAGUAUGUCUAAAAGAACUCAGGAGAUCACUGCAUUUAUGAUUUUGGUUUUAUUAUAGGAAAAUGGAUACAAAUAAAGAGACACAUUGGGAGGGUUCCCAGCGUAGAACUUCCAUGUCCCAAAGGGUGCAAACAGCCCCCUCCCCCAUGCAUCAGUAUCUAACAUCAGUCAGGAAGCUCAUGGAGCUUUUGAGUCCAGCAGUUUUAUACUAGGGUCUCCAUAUGUAGACAUGAUAGAUUGAAUCAUUGCCCAUGUGGUUGAACUGUACCUACAGCCCCCCAAGUUCGGGCUGAUAUCACAUGGUGGGGCUUUCUAGCCUAGUCAGCCUACCUCAGGGAUAACAAAGACUCCAAUCACAGGAAAUUCCAAGGUUUUAGAGGAACCAAGUACAAAGACCAUAUUCUUUGGAUAAAGUUUGUUGUAAACCCACAGUCUAUAAAUACUUAAUCAGAACUUUGAACUUGAAAGCAAAACCGUGAAAUUCAUCAUUAGAACACAAUACCAAACCAAACCUGUUGCUGUCGAGUCGAUUCUAACUCAUAGUUACUCUAUAGUACAGAGUAGAACUGCCCCAUAGAGUUUCCAAGGAGCAGCUGGUGGAUUCGAACUGCUGAUCUUUUGGUUAGCAGCCGAAUGCUUAACCACUGUGCCACCAGGUCCCCAAAUAGAACACAGUAGAUUCCUAGUAAAUGAAAUAGCAAUUCCUAUUUUUGAUACUUGAGACACUCAGUCCUUGAGAACUUGAAUGGCACAAUGUGUUGUAGGAGUUUCUUUAUCUAAUAUUUAUGGCCUUUUAUAUAGAAAAAUAUUGUUCUUUGGUGAGAAAGAUCUACCUAUAUGUACAUAUUUAUAAAUAUAAAUAGCUAACGCAUAAGAUAUCUUAACUAAUUUGGAAGUCAUAAAGAUUUGAUUUCAUGAUGACCUUUUGUGGUUUUGUUUUAUACAGAUGACCUGAUAAUAAAGUUUUUACUUUAUAAAUAAAGUUCAUGAAAACAAAAGUGAAGAUAAUGGCAUUUUCUGAAAUUCAUAGUUUUAAAUAUGAUAUUGUGGUUUAUAUAAAUGUUGGGCAAACCAAGUAUAGUUUACAUGACAGCUGUAACUUAUACCAGAUAUUUGUUUAAUUUAUAGUUAAAAGCACCAGGCUAGACCUUAAAUUCCAUGAAGCUGGAUCACUAUCUUCUUAGUCACUGCUUUAUUCCUAAAGUCUUGCAUAGUACUUAUUGCCUAGAAGGUAAUUAAUAAAUAUUACUUAAGGAAAGUUAUGACUCUGUUUACUACCUGUUGAAUAUUUUUUCACAGUGCCAUUGUAAUUUGUAUGGAGAAGGUGAUUCACCCUGCUGGUAUUGCUUACUGAAUUGGAUUAAUCAUAAGGACCUAAAGACUGUCUUCGGUCUAUUAUGAGGAGGGUGAACCAUAAAGAUCCUCAUGUUGCUAUGCAAGCUUUGACACUUCUGGGAGCAUGUGUAUCAAACUGUGGCAAAAUUUUUCAUUUAGAAGUGUGUUCAAGAGAUUUUGCUAGUGAAGUAAGCAACGUAUUAAAUAAGGGUCAUCCUAAAGUAUGUGAAAAAUUAAAAGCUCUUAUGGUUGAAUGGACAGAUGAAUUUAAGAAUGAUCCACAACUUAGUUUAAUAUCAGCAAUGAUUAAGAAUCUUAAGGAACAAGGAGUUACAUUUCCAGCUGUUGGCUCUCAGGCUGCAGAACAAGCAAAAGCAAGCCCAGCUCUGGUAGCCAAGGAUCCUGAAACUGUGGCUAACAAAAAGGAAGAAGAAGAUUUAGCAAAAGCUAUUGAGUUGUCCCUGAAGGAACAAAGGCAACAGCCAACCACACUUUCCAGUUUGUAUCCAAGCACAUCCAGUCUCUUAUCUAACCAUCAACAUGAAGGUCGAAAAGUCCGUGCUAUAUAUGACUUUGAAGCUGCUGAAGAUAAUGAACUUACUUUUAAAGCUGGAGAAAUUAUUACAGUUCUUGAUGACAGUGACCCCAACUGGUGGAAAGGUGAAACCCAUCAAGGCAUGGGGUUAUUUCCCUCUAAUUUUGUGACUGCAGAUCUCACUGCUGAACCAGAAAUGAUUAAAACGGAGAAGAAGACGGUACAAUUUAGUGAUGAUGUUCAGGUAGAGACAAUAGAGCCAGAGCCGGAACCAGCUUUUAUUGAUGAAGAUAAAAUGGACCAGUUGCUACAGAUGUUGCAAAGUACAGAUCCCAGUGAUGAUCAACCAGAUUUACCAGAGUUACUUCAUCUAGAAGCAAUGUGUCACCAGAUGGGACCUCUCAUUGAUGAAAAGCUGGAAGAUAUUGAUAGAAAACAUUCAGAACUCUCAGAACUUAAUGUAAAAGUGAUGGAAGCACUUUCAUUGUAUACCAAGUUAAUGAAUGAAGAUCCAAUGUAUUCCAUGUAUGCGAAAUUACAGAAUCAGCAGUAUUAUAUGCAGUCAUCUGGUGUUCCUGGUUCUCAGGUAUAUCCAGGGCCUCCUCAAAGUGGUGCUUAUCUGGUUGCAGGGAAUGCACAGAUGAGCCACCUCCAGAGCUAUGGUCUUCCCCCAGAGCAACUGUCUUCUCUCAGCCAAGGAGCGGUUCCACCACCUGCAAACCCACCCCUUCCUAGUCAGCAGGCUCAGACUUCUUAUCCUAACACAAUGGUCGGUUCUGUCCAAGGAAAUACAUAUCCCAGUCAGGCUUCAGUAUAUAGUCCUCCUCCUCCUGCUGCUGCUGCUGCUGCUGCUGCUGAUGUCACUCUAUACCAGAAUGCAGGAACUAAUAUUUCCCAGGUGCCAAACUAUAGCUUAACAUCAUCAACUCUGCCUCAACCAGUAGGCAGUCAACAGCCACCUCAGCCACAGCAGCCAUAUUCUCAGAAGGCUCUUCUAUAGGACUUGGGAUUCCUCUUUGUGGCAAAUAUCUGCUAAAUGCAACAGACGUUAGGAGAUUCUUUAACAUCGUAAGAUUUGUCUAUCAGCUUAUAGGACUCUAUCUUGGUCAACAAAUUUAAAUACUCAAGAAGGUAGAACUCUAUUCAAUUUGCACUGACUUUCUAGAGUUCUCCCAUCCCCCACCUUCCACCCAGAGGAAUGAAACUACUUAUAACAUAUAAUUCCUUUCAUAAUAUGAAAGAAUUGAUACAAGGUUGUCUCUUAAAUUACCUAGUCUGAAAAAAGUCAGACUUAUAAUAAGCUGUUGUGACAAAUGUUAUGUAUGUAUAUUGAUGUGUAACUUCAUUAGUGGCCAUUUUGAAUCACACUGGUGAUCAUGUGAAUAUAUUUAACACUGUGUUAAAUUAAUUUACAUUACUGUUUUAUUUUAAUCAUGAACAACUACCAUGUUUCAUAAUGUUUUGUGUGGAUUUAAGGUAAUUACGCUAUCCUUUUAAACGGCAAAAGAAGAAAGUUGUCAUGUAUUUACAUGAAGGCAUUAUUGUUUGUGUUUUAGUUUCACAUUAAACUGAACCUUUUACUAAUUGUGAGCUAAACAUAUGUAUGUUGUCUUUCUGUAGGCUCUGCACACUACUGGCUAUCAUCACACCAACGUACAGUAGCUAAAUUUUUGGUGCGGUUAUAUAGCAAAUGAUAACUUACCCUAUUAAACUUUCACAUUUUGGCGUGGUAUUUCAGAAUAUUGUGGGACCAUGUGACAAAUUAAGUAGGAUCACAUUCUUUGUACCUUAUUUUUAAGGAAAUGAAGUCAAUUUGCUUUUUCCUAGUUGAGCAUAGUAAUUAGAUUUCAAAGCUGUAUACUGUGUUUGUUGGUAGCAGUGACACCAAAGAUAGAGGCAAUGGAUAGAAAUUUUUAAACUGGAUAAAAAAAACAAAACAUGAAUUACACUACAUUUUCAAAAUCUCUUGUAAUUAUUUAGAAUAUAAACAAAAUUUGAUUCAUCAGUCUUACUCCACUGCUAGUCUUUUAAAUGUGUUUUUAGCACAUUGUAUCCUUUAAUUCUUCAUUAAAAUGGAUAUAAGUUGAUGUUUCAAAGUAAUCUGUUUUCCUCCUGACUUUGCUUAGCAAUUUAUGUAUUUAUUGUUAUCUUUCAAACUAGAUGUUUAGACUGCUCUGUCUCUUUGAAAGUUGAUCUAAUGGAAUAUUUGUGGCGUCCUAUUCAGAAGUAUUUUUGAAUUUGAAUGCGUUUCUUUUAAUCCAUAUGAAAAAUGUUUUCCACUGACAUUUUAACCUUUCUUCUUAAAUAUUUAUAAUUUCUCUGGUUAUGUUAUACUAUUAUUUAACACUAUUAGGUAAACAACUGAAAUUUGAGCUGAGCACUGUGUUAAAUGAAUUGAUUUAGCAAAUUUCCUACCAUAAAUGAAAACUUAAUUUGUAUUUCCUAAGAUUAUUGUAAUCACGUAUCUUGUUUGUUUGAUUUUUGACAAAUGAUUUCAUCUUUGGCAAGAAAUCUCUUUAAUGGUGAGUAAUUUCAUAGGUUCAAAUUUAAAGCACCAUCUUCAACCUAAGUGUUUUACUCUAGUGUCAUGUAUUCCUGAGUUUGAGGUGUAUUGCCCUCAAAUGGUAAUUUUAAAAUUUGAAUCCAAACUUCAUAUUGUUUAAAGUUUUAGUAAUUUAUUUUCUGAUAAACAUUGGCAAGCAUUACUGUCUUUUUCUUUACAAUUGGAAUAUUUUAGCUCAACUGAUAGACUUCUUCCCAAUUCAUAUUGUAUUUUCCUUUGUCUUUUGAUAAAUUCCAGUUUACCAGUGCCAAAUGAAUCAUUUUCCCAUUUUAAUUUUGAUAUCUUUCAUGCUGUAAAAUCAGUUACAAAUUUUUGAGUACAUCUUUUGUCCUGUAAAAGUCAAAGUAUGAUAAAAUGAAGAAAAGAACAAUUAUCGUUACAAAGCAUAUACAUUUUUCUUUGCCUAUUACAUUAGUCAGCUUAAAAGUUUAAAUGAUGAAUACUUAAAACUGCUACUAUAUUAUUUUGUACCUUUCAUUUAUUAAGGAUGAAAAUACCAGGUGGAAAGAUUCCAAUGAAAUCUUUCCAAUGACAUGGCAAAUAUGGAAACAGGAAAGGACUAUUUAGGAGUUCAGAUUUAUUUUUUUUCUGAAAUGUGUGUGUGUUGCACUUUUAAGAAAUCUUCUCUAAAAUAUAGCUGUCCCUAAUUUGAAGGAAUAAAAUUAUUUAUAAAAUGAGCUAACUAUAAUGUGAACUUUUGUGAAGCAAAUUUUAUUUCCCAGUUUAUUUCCUUUAUAAAGUUUCAGGUUUGUUUCUGUGAGACAGUGACAUCCAAGUGGAAAAGAUUUGGUCCAGUUACUACCUAGCAUAAAUAGCAGAUAGAUUCCAUGGCCAGUUGUAUGUUAUAUCAGUGUCCUAAGCCUACUAGGAAUGCUCUAUAGUAUGUACUUAAUAUGAUUUUAUACUCUUUUCUAAAUCUGUGAUCCUCCUUUACUGUUAUCUAUCUCCCCUACUCAGUGAGGGGCCUUCUUAAUGUGCAUAGAGAUUUUCUUCUCCUUAUUAAAAACUUUUGCAACUUUGAUUUUAUACUUCUUAAUUUUUGUAUUUAAAUGCUUAAUAGACCACUGUAAUUCUUUUCUGAUAGGUACAGCUUUCAUAUAGGACAUAUGUUUCAUUCAGCUUGAAAAUAUCUUUAGUUCAAAGCUUCAAGUUUACAUGACAAAUUAAUGCCCUACAUGACUAUGUAACUAUAAAAAUUAUAUAAAUUCUCUAAAAUGAGGUCCAUUGACAUAAUUGGUCAAUUUUUCAUCUGCUUAAUGUAUUAAAAUCACUAUUUUCUUUUCCUCAUCUAUUUGUUUACUUACCAGUUGUACUAAUAAUUAUAACUUCUAGCUAUAUCACUUUUAAAAUAUAUAAUAACAAAAAUAUAGUUAAAAAUUUUUAAUCUCAUUUGCCAAUUUUUUUUUCUUGGUUUGCUUUUUUAGUGGAUUGUUUAUAGCCCUUAGAAUAAAAUAUAUAGAAUCUUACCUGAAUGUUUUCUCAAAGUCCUUAUAUUCAAUUCUCUUUAGUGUCAUGAUACAAUUAAGUGUCAAAUAUGUAUUAUUUUCUGUACUAUUUAUAAUAACAUGCCCCCUAGUUUUUAAGCAAAGAUGUCUGAUUUUUCUGUAUUCUUUCUGGUCUUCCUUUGAAGUUAUAAAGCUUAGUGGUAUAUUUUUUUUUCUGACUUUUUCUAGUUUCAAAAUUUUUUUCCUUAUGAUAUUCUAGAGCAUUUUAAAUCUUAUUAUUUAAAAUCUUAGAUUUCCCUGUUGAACAAAGUUUAACACUUUAUUAGUGAUAACUUGUAGUCAUAUUGUACUUUGCUCAUUUUCUGACUCCCUAGCUUCUGCUCACAGUUUCCACUGAGGUCAUUGUGUGUUUGCUGCUGCUUUUAGACUCAUAGAAGUUCUGAUGAGUAUUAUAUAUUAAAUUAUUAAGAGUCAGUAAGCCACUGGAUAAGAGCUAAAGGGGCUGGUUUUAGUGCUCUUUUGGUGGUUAGAGACUUUGAAAAAAAUAGGUUUGUUUUAUAGAAGAGUAGUAUCAACUUUUUGAUCAGAUAGCCUGAUCACUCAUUUUUGAUUAUAUAGCCUCUCUUCCUCUCUCUCUGUCUAUAUAUAUGUAUAUGAAUUGUACAAGUUGUAAUGUACUAAUACAUGUAUAUUAUAAAACACACCAAAAAUAGAACUCUUAAAGGAGAGAAAAAAUCCAUUAGUGGAAAUGCUGAUAUUUUCUUUCUGUAUCUCAGUGGAUCACUUUGUUUAUGCCCUGUGAUGUGUGUACACAAUUUGGAGACCACUCUUUUGGAGGUUAAGAUUAAACAGGGAAAAGCAGUAAAUUAUUAUUUACGUUUUGUUACAUAUUCAUUUUUAAAAAUUUGUGCUAAAAUAUUUUUUGAUCAGGCUCUCUGAUUUUUUUUAAGUACAUUGUAUUGUUUUGCUAUUUAGUAAAUAUCUAAACUUUUUUUUUUCUUUCAUAUAUUCUUCAACCUAUAGUGGUCUUCUAUAAGAUUAUUAUUUCUUAAAAGGAAAUAUUGACAUGUCAUCAUCUUUGGCUGUUUUCUAUUAUAGAUGGUAACCAUACUAACUGUAAUGUCUUUUUUUUAAAUUGAAUUUUAUUUUGAAACCAAACAUAGUGUUUUUUUUUUACCAAACUGAUUUUAAUUUAUGGAUCUGAUUUGCUUCUGAAUGUUUAUGCCUUCGUUUUGUGUGUGUGUGUUUUUAAAGCAGGUAGUGUAAAGAUGAUGUCUUGAAAUUGUUAAUUUUAUUCAUAUUGGUGAUUUACCUUUACACUAGUCAGCUCUGUCUUUAAUAUAUCUCAAAACUUAUGAAGUUGGUACCUUAAAGUAAAUAUCUGACGCUGUGAAGCGACACUUUUCCCACAAACUUUUUUAUGUUGAGAAUUUUUAAGCUUAUAGAAAGAUGGAACACCAAAAUACUGUUCAUCUAGAUUCACUAAUCAUUAGUAUUUUGCCACAUUAGUUUUAUCUCUUUGUGUAUGUUUGUAUGUGUGGAUAUAGUUGUGUAUAUAUGUGUAUAUAUACUUUUUUGUGUAAAUAUUUCUAAGUCACAGUCAUUGUAAACUCUACUCCAGAGUUCUUCAUCAAUGCAUCUCAUAAGGAUAUUCUUCUACAUAACCUAAACGAUUAUAUCCAAGAAAAUUAACUAUAAUUCUAUAAUAUCAUUGUUAUCAGUUGUUCCCCAAGCUAUCUUUCGUAGCCUUUUUUUUUUUUU
Trichechus manatus latirostris (Florida manatee) is the source of this 13024-nucleotide messenger RNA. RefSeq names its product signal transducing adaptor molecule (gene STAM). The record is from RefSeq and is a predicted model, not a curated record. Gene Ontology annotation, molecular function: ubiquitin binding; phosphatidylinositol binding. Lineage: Eukaryota; Metazoa; Chordata; Mammalia; Sirenia; Trichechidae. Gene Ontology annotation, cellular component: ESCRT-0 complex. Bases 6783 to 8255 code for a protein of 490 amino acids. The transcript is spliced from 13 exons. Gene Ontology annotation, biological process: protein transport to vacuole involved in ubiquitin-dependent protein catabolic process via the multivesicular body sorting pathway.